GAAAAUCUUCAAGCCCUCCUCCUUCCAUCAUAAAAGGAUAUAGUCGCUCAAAUUAUGGUUAACCUCUUGUGUUCAUUGUGAUAACUUCUCAUAUGCAUCAGGUACCUCUAAUGACCAAUCACAGUAGCGAGAAAUUUGUACUUUGAUAUUUUCCAACCAAAGCACCCUCACUUCAAUAUCACCAGCAUUUACAGAAAUAAUGUCCCUCUAUUAUGAAGCAGCGGAAGUUCUAGCUGCCCCUGCUAAUCAAGGUGGUAGCUUAAGAUCAAGAAUUUUCAGCAAGAAAGAUUUGAAAUCACAACCAGCUCAAAUCUAUGCUCUGGCGAUAGAAUCAUGCAAAUGGAGUCCUAUUUUGAAGGAAGUUGUCGAAAAUGCAGAUCUAUUACGAUUGGAGCGAAAGGUCAGUGUUGUGAUUAACGUUGAUAAGAAUUUGAAAUUGUGCUAAUAUAAUUUCUAGCUAACCGCAAUCGUGUCUCUUCUCCUCGUUCAUGACUUAUUAUUGGCAAAAAGAGGAAUUGCUCUUCCAGCCACUCAUGGUUUACGAGCGUCAAUUGAGCGACAUAAGGGAAGAUUGCAAGCAGAAUUGACCAAGGCAAGACUUCGGAGGAAAAUAAGCACAAUGGAAGCUUUAAAAGCCUAUGUCGAGACAGGUCAGGAGAAUGCAACUGACACAUCUGAAGCACCUUACCCUCGUUGGAUUCGUAUCAACACUUUAAAAACUACUCUUGAGGAUCAACUCGAAUCUACUUUUACUGGAUUUGAACGUGCAGCAACAAUUGAUGCUGUCAGACAUCGAGGUUCUAAACACAUAUAUAUCGAUGUUCAUAUUCCAAAUCUCAUUGCUAUAUCACCAAAUAUUGAUCUUUCAAAGAGUGAAGCAUACAGAUCUGGAGAAAUUAUCUUCCAGGACAAAGCAUCAUGUUUUCCAGCAUAUCUUCUUGAUCCUCUUGCCGAAGAUGGUGAUAUUAUCGACUCUUGUUCAGCACCUGGUAACAAGACUACUCAUGUUGCGGCUAUUUUGGUUGAUCGACUUCCCGAACCGGACGAAUCUACUCAAGUUAUCCACGCGUUUGAGAAGAACAAAGGAAGAGCUGAAACUUUAGAUAAGAUGGUCAACCUAGCAGGGUCAAAUACGUUCACUACUCUUCAUGCCGGCCAUGAUUUCUUGAAGACUGAUCCUAAUUCCGUUACAUACAAGAAUGUUGGCGCUUUGUUGUUGGAUCCAAGUUGCUCAGGAAGCGGUAUUGUUGGUAGAGAUGAUAUGCCGGAGUUACACUUACCAGGUAUCAAGGAGGUUAGUUUAAAACCUUCUAGAAACAAAAAGAAGCCGAAGAAGGCACCAGAGCCAGUCGAAACAAAUAAGAAACGAAAGCGUGAAGGUGAUGGGGAUAAAUUAGAAGUCAUGGUUGAUGACGAUGGAGUCGUCACUGCCGUCGAUACCGAUGCCGAACUUAAAUCUAGGUUAGCCGCCCUUGCAGAAUUUCAACUGGAACUUCUUCUUCAUGCAUUCAAGUAUCCUGCUGCUCGAAAGAUUACUUACUCUACUUGUUCUAUUCACGCCGAGGAAAAUGAAUCAGUUGUUCAAAAGGCUUUAGCUUCCGAAAUAGCCAAGGAAAGAGGUUGGAGAAUUCUCCGUCGUGAUAAUCAAAUCAGGGGCAUGAGGGAGUGGCCAGUCCGAGGUUCUGUGGAAGCAUGUGAUGGAGAUGAAGUGGUUGCAGAGGGAUGUAUUCGAGCCAACAAAGGAGAUGAACAUGCUACUAUGGGAUUCUUCUUGGCAGGAUUUGUGAGAGACCAAACAUCAACGGUUGAUUUUGAAGCUGAGUUUCUGCGAGAUGAGCGUGGACAUCUUGUACGCGAUUUAAUGGGGAUACCAAUCAGAAAAGAUCAGGAGAAAGCAGAAGAAUUGAUUACACAUACCCAAAUGGAACCUGGGGGAUCUUACGACCACGGACCGGAAGACGGUGAGGAAUGGGGUGGGUUCGAGGAAGAGGUUGCACGGAUAGUUCAGGUAUCCGCUGCAGCUGAGAAAAAAGAAAAGGCCAAGGUCAACAAACAUGCUCAUGAUGCGAUUAAGAAACGGGUCAAUAUGAGUGUGAAGGACAAGAAGAGACAGAAAACAAAAAGAUAAUAUAAGAACCUUUUCUAGGAGGGGCCGUAUGUUGAAAUAGAAGGAUGCUACUGGAUGUCUGUCGUCACCAUUAUCAAUCAGAGGACAAAUGAGCAUACUGUUUUUUCGUGUCACGUUAAGUUCAUCCGUGUGACAUCCAUUCAGCUUGAAUCUUGAACGUCAACUUCCGCCGUGGACAUGGGAAUCCUAGAAUAAUCUAUCUGGUCCCAGCCUGAAUGUAUUCAAAACCUUGAUUUCUUCAAGAUGGAUAGAAGAUUAUAAUAGGGAGUCAUGGCGAUAAAUACUAUCUCCGUCAAUGCUUAGAUACGUACGGCUAUGUCGGCAUCUGUUAGGCUACAUUCCAUCACAAACAACACGAUUUUCGAUAGC
This is a messenger RNA of Sclerotinia trifoliorum, 2497 nucleotides long. Lineage: Eukaryota; Fungi; Ascomycota; Leotiomycetes; Helotiales; Sclerotiniaceae. The record is from the annotation of a GenBank genome assembly.